Prorocentrum cordatum is the source of this 181-nucleotide messenger RNA. The record is from the annotation of a GenBank genome assembly. NCBI's taxonomy places the organism in Eukaryota, Dinophyceae, Prorocentrales, Prorocentraceae.
GACCUGUCUGUUCAAGAUGCACCGCGAGGCGGAGCGACCCCUCGUGCAGGACCCGGCGACGACGGCACUCGAGAUUAGUGAGAACGGCCAGCGGGCUACGAGGGCCGCCGCCAUCGACGCGGCCAAGACGGCAACGAAGCAGACGAAGGAGUUCGCGAGAGCGAGGGAGAUGCAAGAGUAA